AUGCCUCCAGCAAAACACUUCAUCCACGAUCCAACCCACCUCGUCACCACAGCACUACUCUCCAUUCCGCGCACGAACCCCUCUGUGCAAUGCGACAUUGAGAAUAAAAUCAUCUAUCGCAAAAAUGGCGUCUCACAGGUGUCGAUCGUGUCUGGAGGCGGCAGUGGCCAUGAACCCUCAUUCGCAUCAUUCGUUGGUGCAGGCCUGCUAUCUGGAGCAGUAGCUGGUACCAUCUUUGCAUCGCCGUCUGCAGAACAGAUUAGGCGAUGCAUACUGCACCGCGUCAACAAAGAGAAGGGUGUUUUGGUAGUAGUCAUGAAUUACACGGGUGAUGUGUUGAACUUUGGCAUGGCGGUUGAAAAAGCGAGGGCGGCAGGCUUCGAGGUAGACAUGGUCGUAGUAGGCGACGAUGCUGGCGUGGGGCGUGCGAAGGGCGGGAAAGUAGGGCGAAGAGGUAUUGCGGGGACAGUGCUUGUGCAGAAGAUUGCGGGCGCGCUCGCUGCGAAGGGAGCGAGUCUCAAGGACGUAACGCGCAUCGCUCAACUCGUCGCAGACAACACAGUAUCAAUUGGUUCAUCGCUGUCCCACGUCCACGUCCCUGGACGCCGGGAACCAGAGGAAGAUGAGCUGAAAGAGGGAGAAGUCGAAAUCGGCAUGGGUAUCCAUAACGAAGCUGGUUCCGAGCGGAAAUCAACCGACCUGCCAGGACUUGUCAAGACGAUGCUGUCGCAUAUCUUGAGCACCGCAGAUAAGGAUCGGAGCUUUUCCAAAAUCACCGAGAAAGACGAGGUGGUGUUGCUGGUAAACAACCUGGGAGGCGUUAGUCCGCUCGAGUUGGGCGGAAUCACAAAUGAGGUUGUCGAGCAAUUGGCAAAGGAUCACAAGAUCCAACCCAUUCGUAUACUCUCAGGCACAUUCAUGACGAGUUUGAACGGACUAGGCUUCAGCAUCAGUCUGUUGAGAGUAGCGGAUACCGGAGUGGGUUCUUCGAUGCUAGAACUACUGGAUGCACCAGCGGAGGCGAGUGGCUGGUCUGCUGCAAUCAGUAGCGCAACGUGGGCGAAGCAAGGAGAGGCGAAGAAGCAGGAAGAGCAGGCUGAUAACGAAGAAAUUCAGCCAAGCAACCUGCGAGUCGACCCUAGUCUCGCAAAGUCAACAUUGAGGGUGGCACUCGAUCGUCUCAUUUCUGUCGAACCAGAUGUCACGAGAUUCGACACAAUCGUCGGAGACGGCGAUUGUGGAAUCGGGCUGAAGCGCGGCGCGGAAUCGAUCUUGAAGAUGCUCGAUACAGCAAAGGACACGGAUGAUCUUCUGAUUCUCGUGAACCAUAUUAUUCAGGUCGUCGAGGUGUCCAUGGACGGAACCUCUGGCGCGAUCUAUGCCAUCUUCUUGAAUGCACUCGCCCAUGGUCUACGACAAAACUCUCCAUCAUCGCCACAACCAGUCACCGCAGGUAUUUGGGCCAAAGCUCUCGAUUCAUCUCUUAAGGCCCUGGGUAAAUAUACGCCUGCCCAGCCAGGAGAUCGUACAUUGAUGGACGCUCUAUAUCCGUUUGUCGAAACGCUGGCCAAGACUGGGAGUAUUGACAAAGCGGCUGUAGCAGCGCAAGAAGGAGCGCAAGGGACCAAAGGAAUGAAAGCGAGCUUAGGACGAACGGUUUAUGUCGGAGGUGAAGGAUUCCAAGAAGUUCCAGAUCCUGGCGCUCACGGCCUCGCGGAGUUACUGCUGGGCCUGAGUGACGGAUUGAAGAAGUAA
Molecule: messenger RNA, 1755 nt
Organism: Cucurbitaria berberidis CBS 394.84
Lineage: Eukaryota; Fungi; Ascomycota; Dothideomycetes; Pleosporales; Cucurbitariaceae
Product: dihydroxyacetone kinase
Exons: 4
Coding region: 1-1755 (584 amino acids)
Biological process (GO): glycerol catabolic process
Cellular component (GO): cytosol
Molecular function (GO): ATP binding; glycerone kinase activity
Source: RefSeq, a predicted model, not a curated record